Trichomycterus rosablanca is the source of this 2594-nucleotide messenger RNA. It is a transcript of the gene vps37a, whose product is annotated as VPS37A subunit of ESCRT-I. Lineage: Eukaryota; Metazoa; Chordata; Actinopteri; Siluriformes; Trichomycteridae. Gene Ontology annotation, biological process: protein targeting to vacuole; ubiquitin-dependent protein catabolic process via the multivesicular body sorting pathway; protein targeting to membrane. Gene Ontology annotation, cellular component: ESCRT I complex. The record is from RefSeq and is a predicted model, not a curated record. The transcript has 12 exons. Bases 287 to 1453 code for a protein of 388 amino acids.
UGCUAGCGUUAGCUCAGUGUACCUGUGUUUAUUUUAUAUAUUGUAGCUACUUCUGCUUAGUUAAAGAGUUUUAAUUGUUAUUAACCUUUUAAUGUGAACAUGUCUGGAAAACAGUCGUGUAUUAGAACAAUAACAACAAAUCACUGAAUGUCAGGUGGGUUUAGCUCACUGUUAACUAUGAGACAGCGGUUUGUUAGCUUAGCUUAGCAUAGAGCUAUAGUAGCCCCUCGUGUUUUUGUAAAUAAAUAUGUAGAAUAUACCGUUUUUAUUGUUGUUUUUUAUCAGGAUGAACUGGAUUUUCUCCUCGUCUAAGGGUUCAGGAGCGAUUCCUCCUCUGACCAGUUUACAGAAACAAAGACAGAGACAGAUUGAAUCACUUAAAGCUGCUCAUUCCACUAUUGCAGAGAUCCAGAAGGAUGUGGAGUACAGGAUCCCUUGCACUGUCAACAAUUCCACUAUCAACAUCAACAUAUUGCUUCCACCACAGUUUCCUCAGGAGAAGCCAGUGGUCUCUGUGUUUCCACCAGUGGGGCAUCAUUUAGUGGACAGUAACAAUGGCACUGUGGUCACCAGUCCCCUCAUUACCAAUUUUGGAAUGCAUUCAGAUUUGGGAAAGUUAAUCCAGAGCUUGCUGGAUGAGUUCUGGAAGAGUCCGCCAGUGCUGAUGUCUGGGGCUCCAUCCUUUCCUUACAUGUACAAGCCAUCUGCAAUGCCCCCGUACCCCGCACAGAACUUUCAUUUCGUUCCCAACUUCCCGACGCAGGAUGCCACGCGCUCAGUCGUGCCAGCUCCGGUCCCACCAGCAGGGAUGGAGCUGCACCAGGCCCACUGUCGUCCUCCAGCACCAAUGUAUGGACUCAUCACGGACCUCCCACUGCCUGUCCCCACUGCUGAUUCACAGACUGGACUGAAUGGCCACAUGUACAAGAUGCCUGAAAUCCCUGAAUCAUUUCCAGAACUUUCUGACAUGAGUGUAUCUCAGUUGAAGGACAUGAACGAUAAGGAGGACAUGCUGUUGGAGUAUUUUGUAAGUUUGCCUCAGCUGAAGCAGGUCACCAGUGAUAAAGAAGAUCUUGUUAACAGCAUUGUCACCAUGGCCAAAAAGAAUCUUCAGUUGGAGCCACAGCUGGAGGGCAAAAGACAAGAAAUGCUGUACAAAUUUGAACAGCUGACUCAGAUGAAGUCGGCAUUCCAGACCAAGAUGCAGAGACAACAUGAGCUCAGUGAGAGCUGUAGCCUGAGUGCUCUGCAGGCGAGGUUAAAGGUUGAGGCCCAUGAAGCCGAGGAGGAGUCUGAGGACACAGCAGAGAACUUUCUGGAAGGAAAGACCGAAAUCGAUGAAUUUCUCACCAGCUUCAUGGAGAAGAGAACGCUUUGCCACAGCAGAAGAGCUAAAGAAGAAAAGCUCCAGCAGGCUAUAGUUGCACAUGGACAGUUCCCGUCUGCACACUAGAUGGUUUCAGUCCUAACGCAGAACACUUGUCUUCAUCGGAACCUGCAGUGAUGCGAAUCCACAGUCCUGCUGCUUACUGAUUCAAGCUUGAACCUUACAAGCAGCAAAAACUGGGAUUAAUGAAAUUACAAUAACUGUAGCUCGACCCUGGGUGUGCGUGGCAUGGUGUUCCUCUCAGAAUUAGGCACAUUUUGAGUACUCAAUAGCACACAGUUUGAGUAUUGAGGAUACAUUUGUUGGACCUUGAGCGCACUUGAAUCUAAAUGAUGUUGAUGCUGCCAGACACUCAAGACGAUACUGUAUUUAAUAAUGUUAAGAAUUCUAAGGCUUUAUUAUAAUCAGACGUUGUAUAAUAUCUUUAUUUAAUUUCAUAGACUAAUAAAACCUUUAGAAUAAUUACACUCGCAUUGUUUAACUUAUUCUGAGUCUGAUUACAAGUCUAUCAAAUGUUUAGUUUUCUGUCUCUUCAGGUUAGCUUUUGCUAAAGAGCAUAAAUGUUAAAUGCUCUUUAACAUGCUGGAAGCUACAGAACCGGUGUGCUGCGGAGGACACCGGACACAUUUCCAUGUUUGUGUUGUAGGUAUUUUGACUGUUUGGUAGUGUGGUGGUUGAGGAUGUAGCCACAGGUGGUAGUUGUGUGUCAUGUGAAAAUUUAGUCUCUGUUGUGGCUGCUUAUUACUCAGCUAACUAGCACUUCCUGUGGUAACUUGUCAGUGGGUCAUAUCUCUCUAUAGCAGUCCAGGAGAUCUUAACUGGUGUUGUUUCUGAGAUGGCUUUUCAAAAAGAGAUGGUUACUUGAGGUGCAGGCGGCACGGUAGCUAAGUGGGUAGCACUGUCGCCUCACAGCAAGAAGGUCCUGGGUUCGAUCCCCAGGUGGGGCGGUCUGGGUCCUUUCUGUGUGGAGUUUGCAUGUUCUCCCCGUUUCUGCCUGGGUUUACUCCGGGUGCUCCGGUUUCCUCCCACAGUCCAAAGACGUGCAAGUGAGGUGAAUUGGAUAUAACCUUGUGAACUGACGAAUUUUGUGUAAUGAGUAACUACUAUUCCUGUCAUGAAUGUAACCAAAGUGUAAAACAUGACGUUGAAAUCCUAAUAAACAAACAAACUUGAGGUGCAUUGGAGAAAGCAAGUGUUAACCAGCACA